CUUGCUAAAGGUAACGUUUUCUAUUGGAGGUGUUUAUUCUUGAUAGGAUUUAAGGCUUGGGUUUUCAUUCACCUUUUCUUGUUUGCUUUAGCUGAGGUCAAAAUUUUGGAAGAGUUGAGCUUUGAGAUUAUUUCCAAAGAGCAGUUAUUUGUAGCCAUAUUUUCACUUCUCAUUUAUUGCAGCUCUUUGGAAAAGAAGAAAAGAGGAAGAUUGUAUCAAUUCUUUUUCUGCCAGUUCAAGGAGCAAGACAAUUCCUUUAUGCUCGGAUCAAAAGGAUUCUUUGCAAGUGACUUCUUUUGCUUUUUAUCUCUUGAUUUAAAGCUGCCAAGGAUGUAUUCUUCCGCUCGACCAUCUGGACUUGUUGGAGCAUCUUCAGCUGCGAUAGCUUCCAAAGAGUAUUCGGGAAACAAUUGGGAUUCCCUCAGUGUGGUGCAGAGGAUGAACUUCACUGAGUCAAAUAGAAUGUCCUCCUACUGCAACAUCAGGUUAACGCAAGAUCAAGAACUCAAUGAUUUGGCUGCUGGUGCUGCACCCUCUCACAAUGGAAGAUCUCAUGAAGACAUGAAGUCCAUUGACGAAGGUUACAAGAGGAAAAUUGCAGCUGGAGGUGGACAGUUACCUUUCCACUCUCAAGGAAAUAAUAAUUUUCAAAAUGUGAAGGCUGAAAUGCAGCAACAUGUUUCACUCGAGCGUUUCAGAGAUCCUCCAGGGAAAGAUGAGAAGAAGCAGAAGAAUGAAUUGAGCCCUGGAAGCAGUAAAAAUGGCAGAGUUUCUGAGAAUGCUGAUGCUUCAAAGAAUGAUUCUAUCCAUGUCAGGGCCAAGAGAGGCCAGGCCACCAAUAUUCACAGCCUUGCAGAAAGAGUUAGAAGGGAAAAGAUCAGUGAAAGGAUGAAACUUCUUCAAGAUCUUGUCCCAGGAUGCAACAAGGUAAUAAAUGGCAAGGCUUUGAUGCUGGAUGAGAUAAUCAACUAUGUACAGUCAUUGCAGCGCCAAGUCGAGUUCCUUUCAAUGAAGCUUGCGGCUGUCCAUCCGGAAAUGAACUUUGAUCUCGACCAAAUUCUUCCAAAAGAUGUCCUUCAAUCGUGCUACAGCGGAUCGUCUGUUGUUGCAUUUGGACCAGGAAUGAGCGACUUCAAUUCUGUCUUGUAUGCUUCCACCUAUCAAAGAAUCACUCAACCUGAGAUGCCUUACGUUGCCUAUAAUUCAGAGGAUUUGCAGCAUUCUCCCUUGUUACAUGUCUCACAACUGUCUCAGAAUCUACCAAGUCCAUGGCAGGAUGAGCUCCACAACACGAACACUGUUCCAAGUGAAGCUGCCACAGACCAAAUGCAUUGGUAGGUGCAUUCAUGGAAGUUUUUUGAUGGCAGAGCCCGUGAUGCAGUGAAGGUACAAAGAUUAAAACUUUAGUUCCUGUUCUUCGUCUGACAACAUCCAAGUGAGUCGCUUUCUUCUGCGCUGUAGGAUCCAAGUAAUCUCCUUGUGACCAAGAACUACACAAAAGGUUGCUGAUGGCUCAAAGAUCACAUGGGAAAAGAUAAAAAAAAUAAAGGAAUAGCAUCUGGGAGCUCGUCUUGAAUGUCUUGGCCUCUGCGAUUAACAGAGCAUAUCCAUCCCCACAGGCCAUAGCAUAGCAUAGCAUAGCAUGAGAAUUGAGAGUGGUCCUAGAUUGAUUGGUCAUCAUCUCAGAUAUGGUCAGAGAUUAUAUGGCUUUCUUUCCCAGACGCAAAACCGUUGCAUUGUUGAGCUUCAAAAUAUCUUGUUUCUGUUUUACAUUUGACUCUAGAGAAAUGCUCAAGAAUCUUCUUUGUUCACCAUAAAAAGUACAAUAUGUCAUCGAAAGAGAAGUUGAAUUACUCAAUUAAUUGGGCAUGCA
This is a messenger RNA of Zingiber officinale, 1873 nucleotides long. RefSeq names its product transcription factor BEE 2-like. Bases 259 to 1338 code for a protein of 359 amino acids. Gene Ontology annotation, cellular component: nucleus. The transcript is spliced from 11 exons. Lineage: Eukaryota; Viridiplantae; Streptophyta; Magnoliopsida; Zingiberales; Zingiberaceae. The record is from RefSeq and is a predicted model, not a curated record. Gene Ontology annotation, molecular function: protein dimerization activity; DNA-binding transcription factor activity. Gene Ontology annotation, biological process: regulation of DNA-templated transcription.